ACUCGUGACUGAGGAAGAGAAACAGAGAGCAUAACUUUAUAUCCAGCCGAUUUUUUUUCAAAUUUCUUACCUUUUGCUCUCACUAAAGCCAUGUUCUUACCUUUAUAGUGAGUGUUAUCUAAACUCUUUUGGGUCUUUUGCAAAAGAAACCAGUUUUCAAAGUUCAAAAUUUUGUUUUUAAAAAUGGAGAAUUUAGUGAAGAGCUGCGCAGGGAUCGAGAAGAAAAGAAGCAAUUUGACUCCAUCGAUGGAAGAUAUACUUACAGAGUCAAAGGAGAGAAGCAGCACUAGCGGAGCGAGCUACGAAAGCUCCUCCACCACCACCGUCGCUUCGUCUUCUCCACCACCACCACCGUCGCAGAUUCUGGGUUGGCCGAUUAGAAAAGCUUCAUUUCGGAAAAAUUCGAAGGAGAGUGUUAAUUUUGAUCAUAAGAAAUUAACCCUUCACGAUGAUUCUGGGUUUAAAGCGAAAGAGAUGAAUUCUGCAGAUGUGGAGAUGAUGAAGGAGAGAUUUGCAAAGUUGUUACUUGGUGAAGAUAUGUCAGGUUCUGGUAAAGGUGUGUGUACGGCUUUAGCUAUCUCCAACGCCAUAACAAAUCUCUGUGCUACGAUUUUCGGGCAACUAUGGAGAUUAGAGCCACUUUCAAGCGAAAAGAAGGAGAUGUGGAGAAGGGAAAUGGAGUGGAUUCUUAGUGUUAGUGAUCACAUCGUCGAGUUAACACCUUCAACACAAACUUAUCCAGACGGCAACAAGUUUGAGGUCAUGACUUGUCGACCAAGAUUUGAUCUUUUCAUCAACCUCCCUGCUCUCCGUAAACUAGACAAUAUGCUUCUCGAUAUAUUGGCGAGUUUCAAGAAAACUGAGUUCUGGUAUGUUGAUCAAGGGAUCGUUGCUUCGGAAAACGAUGGCUCAGCUUCUUUCCGCAGAAAGAUUCAGCGCCAAGAGGAGAAAUGGUGGUUGCCUGUUCCUCGUUUAGCACCGAAUGGUCUUACUGAAGAAGCAAGAACAGAAUUGAAUCAUAAGAGGGAAUGUGCGACGCAGAUACUUAAAGCUGCAAUGGCUAUUAACAGCCUUGCUUUAACCGAAAUGGAUGUUCCUAAAUCAUACCUUGAAACCCUUCCAAAGAACGGUAGGUCCUGCCUUGGGGAUGUUAUCUACAGGUAUGUAACAUCUGACAAAUUUUCUGCGGAGUCUCUUCUCGAUUGCCUUGAUCUGUCCUCUGAGCAUAUUGCUCUUGAUAUCGCAAACCGUGUGGAAGCUUCGAUAUAUGUUUGGAGGAGAAGAGUUCAAACAAAACUUGGAGUCAACAAUAAUACUUCAAGCACUACUCCAAAGUUAACAUGGGAAAUGGUCAAAGAACUAAUGGCUGCUGGUGACAAAAGGGGAUUGCUUGUGGAGAGAUCGGAAACUCUCUUACGUUGCUUGAAGCAGCGGUUUCCUUCUCUAACGCAGACUUCUCUAGACAUAAGCAAGAUUCAAUGGAACAAGGUCCAGACACACAAAUCCUCUAAAUACAUUACAGUACAAAAUGGCUUUGCUUGUUCUUAUAUAUUCAGUCCUUUGAAAAUUUCAGGAUAUUGGGAAAUCAAUCCUCGAAAGCUACUCAAGGGCUUUGGAGAGCUUAGCAUCAAACAUCAUAGCACGAAUCGAUGAUUUACUCUACGUGGACGACUUAACAAAGCAAUCAGAUGAUAACAAUCUUUUGUCAAGUCCAGCGGUCAGCAGCAUUAUAGCUCACAAGAAAGUAGUACCACUCCCUUAUCUAAUAUCUGCAUCAGGAACUCCAUAUAGAACAAGCUUCUCAACAACACCAGGCUUCUCUCCUUCAAUGAUUAGCCCCAAGAAAGGAGAGAGGAGAACACCUUACUCCAGCAAGGACACUAACAAAAUCAUUGAGAAAGGUCUUCCUUCUCGAGGAUAUGGAGUGAGAAGAGUCUUGAACAAUUAUCUUGGCAUGGAAUCAAAACUGAAAAUAUGCGUUAAUCCGUCAGAUAAUGCAGAUACAGCAGUGAUUAACCAAAUCAGCAAAGACGUGGAAGAAGAGAAGAAAAGAAACUCAACAUCAGUCCAUCAAAAGGGUCCUCCAAAGUACACUGUCUCUUAAAAGCUAAUAGAAGAAACUCAAUAGAGUGUAUAAUUAAUGCAGACAUGGAUUGAUUUGUUUGAUAUUUACUUGUAGUUUCUGUCUUAUUUGGAAUGGUAAAGUGUCUAUCUUUGCAAACCAAAUCAGAUCACAAAAUAGACAAAAAUGAGAGUGGUUGUAACAAAUAUUCUCAUCAAAUUUGUUCUGGUUUGGUUUACUAGCUUUAUUUAUUUGGUAAACAAUCACCAAUAACGUGUA
This is a messenger RNA of Arabidopsis thaliana (thale cress), 2341 nucleotides long. It is a transcript of the gene ROPGEF5, whose product is annotated as ROP guanine nucleotide exchange factor 5. The coding region runs from base 184 to 1653 and encodes 489 amino acids. Gene Ontology annotation, cellular component: plasma membrane. Gene Ontology annotation, molecular function: guanyl-nucleotide exchange factor activity. NCBI's taxonomy places the organism in Eukaryota, Viridiplantae, Streptophyta, Magnoliopsida, Brassicales, Brassicaceae. The record is from RefSeq and is marked reviewed. The transcript is spliced from 6 exons.